GCGGACACUUCUCCGAGUUGUUCGUCGGGCACUUCUCAGCUCAAUCUGGCUCCGUCUCUCGUCCGACACACUCUCGCCUCAACACUACACAUCCCCGCCGUGCGUUGAACAGAAGACCAAGACCCAUCAUGGCUGCCCAGGACCGAUCAAAUCCGGACGAGGGCGAUGUCUACCUGAUAUUCAUCCUGGAGUCUGUACCUAUCGAGACGAUCAAUGAGGUAUUGGAAAAGUCACACAACGAGACGGGCGAGUACCUCCUUCGCUUGGCCGACAAUGGCAGCAUCGCAGACCGCGAAACCCCUCUGGGCACCGAGACCCCCGUUAGUCCCGACUGGAGCUCUCCCUACAUAGGGAAGGAUAUUCGACAGGUAGCAACAAUUGUCGAGCAUGUGCCAGAUCCUCUGAACCGGCAGCACUUCGCCGUGUUGGACCUCGCCGUGUAUCGGCAGACUCGUAAAGUCAUGAUCUACAAAAUUGUGGGCGAAGAGCCGCAAGGGAUUCCGUGCACCGCCGAAGAAGUGUCGCUGCAUCUACUUGGCUACGACAGAGGCACUUGGGCUGAAAGCUGGAGACGUUGGCGGGAGAAAGGUCUCAGCCUGUGAAUUCCGGGGCGAAGCUCCGAUCCUACAGACCCACAGCGCUCGUACUCCAUCUGAAUGUAAAUUGCGGCUGAAGGACAAGUCGUACCACCGCAACAUGGCUGCAUACACCAUGAUCAUAUCCAAUGCAAGGUACCACUCCGAAUAUCCAUGCGUCACACCGGCCCCGAAGAUGUCCAGCUUGGUU
Messenger RNA from Cercospora beticola, 786 nucleotides. RefSeq lists its product as uncharacterized. NCBI's taxonomy places the organism in Eukaryota, Fungi, Ascomycota, Dothideomycetes, Mycosphaerellales, Mycosphaerellaceae. The record is from RefSeq and is a predicted model, not a curated record.